AGGAUUACUAUUAAGAAUACACGACAAGGCAUCAACAAUACUGUCUUGUAAAAUUUGACAGAUCAAAAAGAUUAAUCUGGAAACAUUCUCAAUUGGACGCCCAACUCAGUUGUCAAGAUUCGGCAGCAUGUGGAGAAACUCAGUGGGUUUCUCUUCGAAACUCCUCACUUCUAUUCGUGUUCCUUUACUUCAUCAUGGCCUCCUUAGUAGAUCCACUUCUACAGCCGCCCGCUCCGGACCGGAGUCUGCUGAACCCGCCGGUUGGGUCCGAACCGGUUCUUCAGCUGUGGAUCUUUCAUCUUUUGCGGCUGCUUCAUCUGUUUUGAAAGCUAGGGAUGUUUUCGACUUCGCUAAGCAUUACGCCCGCUGUUAUUCCGAGCUUUCUAAAGCUCGCUUAAGCAUGCUUGUUGUUGCAACCUCUGGCACUGGAUAUAUCCUUGGGAGUGGUAGUGCCAUUGACUACAUGGGACUUUGCUACACAUGUGCUGGCACAAUGAUGGUUGCGGCAUCAGCUAGCACGUUAAAUCAGGUGUUUGAGGUGAAAAAUGAUGCUAAGAUGAACAGAACUAAGAGAAGACCAUUGCCAUCAGGACGAAUCAGUAUACCCCAUGCAGUAACAUGGGCAUCUUCUGCUGGCAUACUGGGCACUGCUUUACUGGCUAGCAAGGCUAAUAUGUUGGCAGCUGGCCUUGGUGCUUCUAAUCUUGUGCUGUAUGCAUUCGUAUACACGCCACUAAAGCAGAUACAUCCAAUAAAUACAUGGGUCGGCGCAAUUGUUGGUGCUAUUCCUCCCCUGCUUGGGUGGGCUGCAGCUUCUGGUCAGGUGUCUCUCAAUGGAAUGCUUCUCCCAGCUGCUCUUUAUUUUUGGCAAUUACCUCAUUUUAUGGCCCUAGCAUACUUGUGCCGUAAAGAUUAUGCUGACGGAGGGUUCAGAAUGUUCUCUCUUGCUGAUGCUUCUGGACAGAGGACAGCCGCUGUAGCCUUGAGAAACUGCCUAUAUCUACUACCAUUGGGUUACCUAGCCUAUGAUUGGGGUUUGACAUCUGGGUGGUUUUGCCUGGAAUCAACACUUCUCGCUCUGGCAAUCAGUGGUACAGCAAUAUCAUUCUACCUGAACCGUACAAGCAAAGGUGCUAGGAGAAUGUUCCAUGCCAGUCUUCUUUAUCUUCCUGUAUUUAUGUCUGGGCUUCUAGUUCAUCGUGUAACUGAGAGUGAGCAGCAAAUGACUAUUGAAAACUCCAGUAAGAUUGUCGAGAUGUCAUCUUCAUUGGAAACUACAGAAGAGGCACCAGAAGGAAAAAGAACGAAGCAGCCCGGAGUAAAUGGUAACCGUCGGCCACCUGUAGCAUAUGCCUCAGUUGCUCCAUUUCCGUUCUUACCGGCUCCUUCAUAUGCCACACCAUAAGUUAAUGAAUCUUUCUUCCAAUUUUGUUCUCUCUCAUUACUGUAAUAAAAACAGGAAGAGAACUACCCUUUUAUAUUGGUUUAUUGGAUGUUAUACUUCAUAAAGGUUGGAGUAAUCCUACGAUGUAGGAUGUCUAAGGGAUUGAUUUCGUUUGUUUUAUUGUUUGGUCCACUAGUCUCUUACCAGAUCAAGUGGUGUCUUACAGAUGAUGUAUAUGGAUUAAUAUUGUAUCCUUGAUCCGGUGAUUGUGGAGAGAUUUUUUGCAUGGUUGGCAUUAAUAAUUGAAGGACGUCCUAUGAAAGUUCCUUGA
Lycium ferocissimum is the source of this 1715-nucleotide messenger RNA. Its product is annotated as protoheme IX farnesyltransferase, mitochondrial. The transcript has 7 exons. The record is from RefSeq and is a predicted model, not a curated record. Gene Ontology annotation, biological process: heme biosynthetic process. Gene Ontology annotation, cellular component: membrane; mitochondrion. Bases 128 to 1405 code for a protein of 425 amino acids. Lineage: Eukaryota; Viridiplantae; Streptophyta; Magnoliopsida; Solanales; Solanaceae. Gene Ontology annotation, molecular function: protoheme IX farnesyltransferase activity.